Messenger RNA from Drosophila nasuta, 2703 nucleotides. Its product is annotated as putative protein phosphatase CG10417. The transcript is spliced from 5 exons. Gene Ontology annotation, molecular function: cation binding; protein serine/threonine phosphatase activity. The record is from RefSeq and is a predicted model, not a curated record. Gene Ontology annotation, biological process: protein dephosphorylation. The coding region runs from base 313 to 2526 and encodes 737 amino acids. Lineage: Eukaryota; Metazoa; Arthropoda; Insecta; Diptera; Drosophilidae.
CACCUCUAGUCGGCAGUGCAGAAUUUUUUUUGUGAACUCUCAACCAAGAAAUUGCACUGCUCUUGUAAUUUGCGCAAAAGAUAGCAUUUAAUCUGCAAACAUUUGGAAGCGGCAGGCGUGUUAGCAAAAAAAAAAAACGCAAACAACCUUUGACUGCGGCGCUUGUUUUUUUUUUUUGUUGCCGGUGGCGCGAAAAGUGAAACAGCUUGUGAAGCGAAAUUGCGUUGCGUGCGCGCGUGCGUUGGCCAAAAGCAAGCAAGCAAGCAUCGAUUUUUCGUAAACGAGGCGCAGCAGCAACUGUAGGAUAUCAUAAUGGGUGCCUAUCUAUCGCAGCCGAAAACCGACAAAGCGUCCACUGAUGAAUCCAAUGAAUUGCUCGUCGUUGGUGCAAGUUCAAUGCAAGGCUGGCGCAACAGUCAAGAGGAUGCACACAAUGCUAUACUAGAUUUUGAUAAGAACACAUCGUUUUUCGCCGUCUACGAUGGCCAUGGCGGCGCUGAAGUCGCUCAAUAUUGUGCUGAUAAAUUGCCAGAGUUCCUCAAAAAUCUGGAUACCUACAAACGCGGUGCACUAGAAAAAGCACUUAAGGAUGCAUUUUUGGGCUUUGAUAAAACCCUGCUUGAGCCGACUGUGGUUACCACAUUGAAAAUUCUAGCCGGUGAGCAUAAUAUUGUGGAUGAUGAGGCCGAUGGUUAUGACGAAGAGGAUGAUGCAGAGGAAUUGGCCGAGUUACAUGAAGAAAGCCAUUUGCCAUUGAGCGAAGUGCUCGAGAAAUACAAAGGUUUGCCACAAACCCACGAUUUGUCUCUAAUCAAAUCGGCUGCAGUUGCCGCCAAGCUGUCAACAAGCUCAUCGCGAGGUCGACGCGCUGCCGCUGUCGCCGCCGAGGCAGUUAAUAAGGCGGUAAUGGAUCCCACAGCCAAGCCGGUUGGUUCCUCGACCUCUGCAGCGGCUGCAGCUGCUGCAGCAGCCAUCAGUGAAACCGACGGACCUGGUCCCAGCUGCUCGGGGAGCAGCAGCAGUAAACUAGACCAGGAAGAUGAAUCGACUGUCAGCAGCAGUAGCAGUUCGAGUGCCAGCAAAAGCAACAAUUCACCAACUGUUGCCAGCAAUAACAGCACUAAUGCCACAAGCAACAUUGUCAACACUAAGGCUGAAGCAAGCAGCAAUAAGCAAGCUGACGUUGCAACCACUGAGCAAAAUGGUGUUGUGACCUCAUCGGAGGCCAAGGCAGCUGUCAAAUCGGGAGCCGAGUCCGAUACAACUUCGGAGGAUGCAACUGUCUCGGGCUCUAGCGAUGUGGCCGACAAAAAGGCCAAUGGUAAUGUGGAGGCAGAAGCUGCAACAGCCAGUAAAGUUGAGCCCGCUGACAUUUCAUCGACCAGUAAAGAAUCUGAGAAAUCUGCAAAGAAGGCAGCGUCCCAAGAAGAUGACUCCACCGACGAUGAUGCCGAUUACGAUGAAAACGCUGCGGCUAAAGCUCAAGAAACUGCCGCUGCUGAAGUUUCUUCGGACGAAGACAUGGAUGAAGAUGAGGAAGAUGAUGACGUCGACGACGAUGAUGAUGAGGAUGAAGAAGACGAUGAUGAUGAUGAGAAUGUAAGUGACGAAGACGACACCGAUGAGGAUCAACUGGCAAAUGAUCAGUUCUGUGCCAACAUGAUUGAAGAGCCUGGAAAGGAUAGUGGUUGCACAGCCGUCGUUUGUGUUCUCCAUGGCCGUGACUUGUAUGUGGCCAAUGCUGGUGACUCGCGUUGUGUGAUUUCACGCAAUGGCAAGGCCAUUGAAAUGAGUCUAGAUCACAAGCCCGAGGACGAUGAAGAGUCCACGCGCAUUGUCAAUGCUGGCGGACGUGUUACACUCGAUGGACGUGUCAAUGGUGGACUCAAUUUAUCCAGAGCUUUGGGCGAUCAUGCGUACAAAACGAACCUCGAGUUGUCAGCUGAAGCACAAAUGAUUUCCGCACUACCGGAUGUUAAAAAACUCAUCAUCAGUCCGGAGGAUGAGUUCAUGGUUCUGGCUUGCGAUGGUAUAUGGAAUUACAUGACCAGUGAAGAAGUUGUGAAAUUUGUGCGUCUGCGUCUUAAGGAUGAGAACAAGAAACUAUCACAAGUUUGCGAGGAGCUAUUUGACAAUUGCUUGGCACCAAACACAAUGGGCGAUGGCACCGGAUGCGACAAUAUGACCGCUGUCAUUGUAAAGUUCCAGCAAAAAUUACAAGAACUGCCAGCAACUAUUGAUCCAACAGAAACGGAAGAUGCGCUCCUUGCAGCAGCUGCCCUCAAGCUGAAUAGUCAAGGCGAGCAAGUUGCUCUCAAGCGUAGCGCUUCUCCAGAUACGCCAGCCGAUGGUGAAGCAGAGUCCGCAGAGAAUGACAGUAAAUCGAAGCGAGCGAAGAUUGAGAAUAAUCCGGAGAAAGCAAAGGAUGACAAGGAUGUUAUCAGCAGCAUGCCAUCAUUAGCAGCAUCAGCAUCGCCGUCAGUUGACGAACCGAAGGAGAGCAGCGUAGUCGUAUCAUCAACGUAAAUUCUUAUAUUUGAAUUGAACUUAAACAUCCAACAACAACAAAAUCGACACGACAAUGUGGCCGAAGUGUUUUGGCAUUUUACACAUUAUUUGAAACAACUACAGAAAAACAAAAUCGUGCUCUUAGAGCACAGAGAGAGCAAAAUAAAAAUGAAAGUAAAUUUCCAAAUUAUUUAA